Messenger RNA from Drosophila suzukii, 529 nucleotides. RefSeq names its product RNA-binding motif protein, X-linked 2. The record is from RefSeq and is a predicted model, not a curated record. Gene Ontology annotation, molecular function: RNA binding. Gene Ontology annotation, biological process: mRNA splicing, via spliceosome. NCBI's taxonomy places the organism in Eukaryota, Metazoa, Arthropoda, Insecta, Diptera, Drosophilidae. Gene Ontology annotation, cellular component: U2 snRNP; precatalytic spliceosome; catalytic step 2 spliceosome.
AAGCUGUCAUAUUAUAUUAUCAUAAACAAAACAAAAAAAUAAACCAAUUUCAAAAUGAAUCCUCUAACAAAUAUGAAAAAUGUGCUGAAACUAAGCGAACAUGAAUUGCAACAUGGAGGAAAGAAGAGCUGGCACGAUAUGUACAGGGACUCGGCCUGGAUUUUCGUGGCGGGAUUUCCCUAUACCCUUUCGGAGGGCGAUAUAAUCUGCGUGUUUUCCCAGUAUGGCGAAGUGGUCAACAUCAAUCUGAUACGGGACUCAAAAACUGGAAAAUCCAAGGGCUUCUGUUUCCUAUGCUACGAGGACCAAAGAUCCACAGUUCUGGCCGUCGACAAUCUGAACGGCAUUAAGAUCAUGGAUAGAACACUGAGGGUCGAUCAUGUGUUAGACUAUAAGCCUCCUAAAGAAAACGAGAAGAUGGACGAGGAGACCCUACGACUUUAUAUGGAAGGCUGUGCACCAAAACCUCAAAUUCAACACAUCAAAACCGAGAAAUCAAAAGACGCCAAAAAGUAUAGAUGAUAAAUAU